This is a messenger RNA of Fopius arisanus, 918 nucleotides long. RefSeq names its product lipocalin/cytosolic fatty acid-binding protein Karl (gene Karl). Gene Ontology annotation, cellular component: cytoplasm. Gene Ontology annotation, biological process: response to reactive oxygen species; lipid metabolic process. The transcript has 5 exons. The record is from RefSeq and is a predicted model, not a curated record. Bases 58 to 852 code for a protein of 264 amino acids. Lineage: Eukaryota; Metazoa; Arthropoda; Insecta; Hymenoptera; Braconidae.
CCGUAACUUGGCAGCAAACCGAGCCCUCGACUGUUUAUAAUUCAGUAGCAAUGGCACAUGUCGAUGGAAAACCAUCGAAACCCCCUUGGAAGCGAUAAAUAUUCAUCUGAAACACCAGAGAUCUACUGGUCUGCUACUCUGUUCGUCAUGAGUAAUUCAAAGGGCGGGUUGUAUUUUGUCGGAGUUUUGCUGGGGCUUGGCAGUUUGUCGGGGAUUGAUUUUGCCAGUGGAGUGGCCUGGAAACCCCGAGAGGACAAGGCCAAGUGUCCGAAAGUCAAGGGAUUAUCCCAUUUUGCUAUUUCAGAAUUUGUGGGACCGUGGAAGGUGAUUCAAUAUUACGCCAGCUCGGAGGAAGCCCUCGCAUACAAAUGCAUGAGGGCGGAAUUAUUUCUCUCCGAAGACGAUGCGGAAAUAACAAUGAACUUCACGUACAGCUUCGUCGACGAUCCCAUUAAUGAGAAAGUCUUUGGAAAUAUAACGUGGAAAAUUCCGCAGUUUCAAGAAUCACCAGCCCACUGGGUGCACGCAGAGUUCCCCUACGAAGGGAUCUACAACACAUAUGUUUUGGCAACGGAUUACACCUCUUGGGCAUUAUUAAUGCAUUGUGCGGAGAAGAAUAAGAGUCCGAGGUAUCUCUCGAGUUUCAUUAUGAGCCGCAAGAGACGUCUUGGGGCUAAUGUUAUCUCUUAUCUGCGAGAGAAACUCCCGAGGUAUGAUAUCGAUCUCGAGUACAUGUUCCCAAUGGAGCAGAAGGACUGCAAUCACACAUCAGAGCGGACUAAUUCGUUUGGAAGUCUUCCAAUGGUGGAGGCAGCGAGAAAUCGAUACGAGGCCAACGAAAAUCCAAAUUGAAAUGUGAAAACUAUCCAAAAUUCCCUAAUUAAUAAAUCAUGGACAUCAGACGGUUAAUCUGUCAUA